This is a messenger RNA of Camelina sativa (false flax), 1649 nucleotides long. NCBI's taxonomy places the organism in Eukaryota, Viridiplantae, Streptophyta, Magnoliopsida, Brassicales, Brassicaceae. The record is from RefSeq and is a predicted model, not a curated record.
AAAAAAAAUCCCCAAAUUCAAUUUCAAAAUUCGAAGCCUCAAAAGAAACCCUAAUUUUUUUUUGAAUCGAGUUGCUGCUUCUCUCUCAAAUCUCAAUCUAGGCCCUGGUGGGGUUAAGGACCUCACGUAACAUUGGGACGCGAUGGGAGAUUUCAAUCUCGCUCUCGUGAUUGUAGCGAUCGUUGUUUGCGUCAUUGUUUUCAUCUCCAGCAUCUACCUCCUCGUUAACUACCAGCAUCCAGAUGAUGCGAACCAGGCUUAUUUCCCCAAAUUCGUUGUUGUUUUUGGUUUAUCCAUUGCUAUGAUCUCCAUUCUCAUGUUGCCCGCCGAUGUGGCUAACCGGCAUGCUUGUCGCCAUUCGAUUUACAACGGCGCCUGCAACCUCACUUUGCCCAUGAAGGAUCUUUGGCUUGCCGUUUACAUUAUCGACGCUGUCCUUGUCUUCUUCGUUAUCCCUUUCGCUAUGUUUUUCUAUGAAGGCGACCAGGACAAGAGUCUUGGAAAGAGGAUAAAAAGUGCUUUGAUUUGGGUAGUUACUACUGCUGUUGUUUGUGCUCUGGUGCUUGGGAUAUUAUACGGAGUCAUUGGAAAGGUGGACUUCUCUGUCCGGCACUUGUCUUCUGCCACAACCACUUUCCCUACUUCAUGGCAGUUUUCAAAUAAUCAACCUUGCAUUGGUAACACUGCUCGUCAGUGCUCAGCAUAUACAGCUAAUGCUGCAUCUGAGAAGACGUGGACCAUGCGUACUACGUUUCCAGAAUAUGUUGUUGCUCUAGCUACAAUUGUUGGGUCAGUGCUCUUCACGAUAUUUGGUGGUGUUGGUAUUGCUUGUCUACCCUUGGGACUUAUCACCGCAUUCAUCAGACGACCAAAGGCUGUUAUCACUCGGUCACAGUAUAUAAAGGUUCAUUGUGCUGGUUUUUUAGUUGUCUUCAUGCCAAUAAUUGGAUUUCAUUGGUUUUCAUGUACCCUGCAGGAGUUGCUCCAAUUGGAAGAAGAUGUGAACCUCUUAGAAGAGAUGUAUCCGCAAGGAGAGAAGGCAGAAACUGCUUGGGCCUUCACUGUCCUGGGAUACUUGGCCAAGUUUAUUCUUGGAAUAUUAGGAUUAAUUGUUUCUGUGGCUUGGAUUGCACACAUCAUCAUAUAUCUACUUGUUGACCCUCCACUCUCUCCUUUUCUUAAUGAAGUUUUCAUUAAACUGGAUGACGUCUGGGGUCUUCUGGGCACAGCUGCUUUUGCUUUCUUCUGUUUCUACCUCCUACUUGCUGUUAUUGCUGGGGCAAUGAUGCUUGGUUUGAAGCUGGUCUUCAUUACCAUUCAUCCAAUGAAAUGGGGAGCCACUCUUAUGAACUCUUUCCUCUUCAAUGUUGGUCUCAUUCUCCUUUGUUCUAUCAGUGUGAUCCAAUUCUGCGCCACUGCAUUUGGAUAUUAUGCUCAAGCCACCGCCGCACAGGAGAUAUUUGGCCACACUUUGCAGUCUCUUCGUGGUAUUAAGUACCUCUACAAGUACAAUGUGUUCCAGAUCGGGUUUGUUGUCCUCGCUGGACUGACCUUUUUAUAUUACAUUGCCUUUGGAUGGAGAAGAAAAAAGCCGAGCGGUAGAUUCCAGCUCUCUACCUAAUGUAAAUCUCUUCUAUUUAUUUUAUCCU